CAAAUGGGUUGUCAAACAAAGUUGCUGCAUUGAGUACAUACAAUAAUAAAAUAUUUAACGAAGCGUGUGAUCUCUAGUACAAAUAUAAUAUCUCACACCCUUCUUUCAAUCAACAGUCAAGAAAAAUCAAGCAUACGAUGAAAUAUAUAAUUCACGACGUAAUGAAGAAGAAACAGUACCAAAUUCGAGAAGGCUCUGAUACCAAUUGUUAGUGAAGCUUUCAAGACCAGAUCUUAACCUCGAAUCUGGAUAAAAGAAAAUAGGUGAAGGAGAUUGUGUACCUGCUUCCAUUGAUGCUUUUGGAUCCGAAGAACAAAGCUUGGUUUUCCAGUUGAUCUUAAGACAACUCUAAGAACCCUUUACACUCAAGAAAAACGAAUUUGUGAAUUAAUUUUGUCCUCCCUGAUUUGCUGCUCAUCACAUAUAUUUAUAGAUGGAGAUAAACCCUAAUGUGAGAGAUGGAAGGGAUCUUGAGGAUCUUGAGUCAAACCGGGAACUCAAGCCACAAAUGUUUUUUUUUUCCCUUCUUUUUUGGAUAAACUUCGAAAUCUCGAACUUGUUAAGAAGCAUGUGAACUGAGGCCCGCCAGUGUCAAAGUCAAAUGUUUGACGAAUUCUCUACAAAGACCGCUAUAAGUAAAAGGGACAGGGAUCAGAGCUUGAUUGAGUUCACAAUUGUAUCAAAAUUAAAAAAAUGGAUGAUCUUGUGAAUGAUAACGACGAUGGAUCAGAUGAAGUCAACAAAGAAGUUGUCAGGAUACUGAAGCAGGCAUCGGAGGAGGUCAUCAAUAGCGUUGACCUGUCUAGUCAACAGUUAAGGUUUCUUCCCGAAGCAUUCGGCAAGCUUACCAGUUUAAUUCAUCUCAAUCUCUCCAAUAAUCACUUACAGGUGCUUCCGGAUUCAAUUGCAGGAUUAGUGAAACUAGAGGAGCUUGAUGUUUCAUCCAAUCUUUUAGAAUCAUUGCCAGAUUCCAUCGGCUUGUUGACAUCUCUCAAAAUCUUAAAUAUCUCAAGCAACAAGCUCAACACCAUUCCAGAAAGCAUCGCCUUUUGCAAAUCAUUGGAAGAAUUGUAUGCAAGCUUCAAUAACCUAAUAUUCUUGCCAACAAACUUCGGUUUUGGACUAAUAAACCUCAAAAUCCUGUCAAUCAGCCUCAACGAAAUCCGUUUCCUUCCAACUACCAUUAGUGAACUAGAAUCUUUAAAAUACCUAGAUGCCCAUUUCAACAAACUCCAUGGCCUUCCAUCUUUAAUUGGGAAACUGUCAAAUCUUGAGGUAUUGAACUUGAGUAGUAACUUCAGCAAUUUGACAGAGUUACCUGACACAAUUACAAACCUUAAAAACCUCAAAGAACUUGAUCUCAGUAACAACCAAAUCAAGUCACUUCCUGAAUCAUUCGGUCAACUUCAAAAUCUGACCAAAUUAAACUUAGAUCAGAACCCGAUUGUAGUUCCUCCAAUGGAGAUUGUAAUGGAAGGAACGGAGGCUGUGAAGGGCUUUAUGGUCAAUUGGCGGCUUGCUAAUAUAGCUGCUGAGGAACAGAGGCGUGUGGUUGAAAAUGAUCAGAAUCAAGGAGGAUGGAUGGCUUGGGGAACCAACAUGGUUAAUGUGUAUCUUGGACAAGGUACUUCUGGUUCGAAGGUGAAGAGCCCGGGAUGAUUGCAGCGCACACACCACAUCAUUCCACAUUUAUAUUACUCUGAUGUACGUGGAUUUUUAUUGAUACACUUUGAUUCACCCUGG
This is a messenger RNA of Lactuca virosa, 1743 nucleotides long. The record is from the annotation of a GenBank genome assembly. Lineage: Eukaryota; Viridiplantae; Streptophyta; Magnoliopsida; Asterales; Asteraceae.